UGUAGGAAAGUUAUAGAGUUCACAAACUAUGGUAUAGAUCUGAAUAUUGAUCAAAUGUCAGAACAGUACAGAUAUCCCCCAAAUGUCAGAACAGUACAGAUAUCCCCCAAAUGUCAGAACAGUACAGAUAUCCCCCAAAUGUCAGGACAGUACAGAUAUCCCCCAAAUGUCAGACAGUACAGAUAUCCCCCAAAUGUCAGAACAGUACAGCUAUCCCCCAAAUGUCAGGACAGUACAGAUAUCCCCCAAAUGACAGGACAGAUAUCCCCCAAAUGUCAGGACAGUACAGAUAUCCCCCAAAUGACCACUUUU
Staurois parvus is the source of this 312-nucleotide messenger RNA. Lineage: Eukaryota; Metazoa; Chordata; Amphibia; Anura; Ranidae. The record is from the annotation of a GenBank genome assembly.